AUGGAAUCCCACAGCGUAAACAACAGCUUGAACCUUGACAAGAAUAAAGUUCAAGAAAAGGACUACUCGAAGCGAGCUCAAUGGCUACGAGCCGCCGUGCUCGGUGCCAACGACGGUCUUGUCUCGACUGCUUCAGUUAUGAUCAUGGCGAUCGGAGAGUUUGUCUCCGUCUACUCUCAGUACGACAUAAAUGUGGCUCAGAUGAAAAGGGAGAGCGGAAGCGAGAUAGAGAAAGAGAAGCUUCCAAGCCCGACGCAAGCAGCUGCGGUGUCUGCGUUAGCGUUUUCUUUAGGAGCUAUCGUGCCUUUAUUGGCGGCUGCGUUUGUGAAAGAGUAUAAAGUGAGAAUUGGAGCGAUUGUGGCGUCGGUGACGUUGGCGUUAGUGAUGUUUGGGUGGUUAGGAGCGGUUUUGGGGAAAGCACCGGUGGUUAAGUCGUCGGUUAGGGUUUUAGUAGGAGGAUGGUUUGCUUUGGCCGUUACGUUCGGUUUGACAAAACUUGUUGGAGGAUGGUUGGCUAUUGGUGUGGGACAUGUUGUAUUAACGUGGGCUUGUGAUCCAAGUGGAGACAUUAGGGUGAUCCCUGAGGAUGAUGGAACGUUUGGAUCGGAUUUCACUGGGACAAGUGAAGGGGAGUUGCGCAGUGUGCCCAGAGGGUUCGGAGUUGAUUAG
Microthlaspi erraticum is the source of this 669-nucleotide messenger RNA. The record is from the annotation of a GenBank genome assembly. NCBI's taxonomy places the organism in Eukaryota, Viridiplantae, Streptophyta, Magnoliopsida, Brassicales, Brassicaceae.